This is a messenger RNA of Meloidogyne enterolobii, 533 nucleotides long. The record is from the annotation of a GenBank genome assembly. NCBI's taxonomy places the organism in Eukaryota, Metazoa, Nematoda, Chromadorea, Rhabditida, Meloidogynidae.
UUUUCUUCAAAAAAAUUUUCCAAAAAAAUUUUUUUGCUUAACAUAAUAUUUCUUUUUUUAGAGCUCCAUUUGGGGGGAACGACUCUCAUGGGAAAAACAAAAGGAAGGAAGAAGAUAUGGACUUUAUUGGAACUUGUAAUAAAAAAAUGGGGUUACCUUCCCCUCACAACACUCAUCAUAUCAAUAACAAAAAAUAAUUUUAUAUGCAAAAAUCCUUUUCUUCGUCAAAAAAUUUCUAUCAACAAUGGAAUUUAGGAGAAUUAAAUAAAGGAAUGCAAAAAGAGGAAGAAGUAGAUUUUGUUGAAAAAAUUGAAAUUGAAGAGGAGGAGGAUGAGGAUGAAUUGGCACCAGAAGAAUUACAGGAAUUGGAAGAUCAUUUAUGUGAGAUGGUUACCCCCAAAAAUGUUUUGUUAUUUGGAGGAAGAAAUAGAAGGGUAAAAAAAAUAAAAUUUUGGGAAAUCCGUUGGCAGAUCCUGGGAAAUCCACGGAUAUCUUGUUCCGAUAUCCGAUCCGAAAAUUUCCGGAGAUCAUGA